GCUGAACAGUGGUACCUCCAUGGAUGGUAUCGAUUGUGCUCUUUGCAGAUUUCGACAGGAAACACCAACCUCGCCCAUGCAUUUCGAGCUUCUCAAGUAUGGCGAGAUUCCUCUGGAACAAACGAUCAAAAGGCGAGUCAUGAAAAUGAUCCUCCACAACACGACUACGCCUGAAGAGCUAAGCGAAGUGAACGUUUUGCUGGGGGAGACUUUUGCAUCUGCUGUCAAGCAGUUCGCGGAAGAGAACGGUGUUCAGUUAACCGACAUUGACGCAUUGGGAUCUCACGGGCAAACAAUUUGGCUCCUUUCCAUGCCCGAAGAAGGUCAAGUGAAAUCUGCCCUGACCAUGGCAGAAGGUUCAAUACUCGCUGCACGGACUGGCAUCACCUCUGUUACGGAUUUCCGGAUAUCAGAUCAAGCAGCUGGUCGUCAAGGUGCUCCUCUCAUAGCCUUCUUCGAUGCUCUCGUUCUCCAUCAUCCCACAAAAUUGCGUGCUUGCCAAAACAUUGGCGGUAUUGCAAAUGUCUGCUUCAUACCGCCGGAUAGCGAGGGUGGUGUUGACGAAUGCUUCGAUUUCGAUACUGGGCCCGGUAAUGUUUUUAUCGACGCUGUUGUUCGUCACUACACAAAUGGGGAGCAAGAGUAUGACAAAGACGGGGCUAUGGGCAAGAGAGGUCGUGUUGAUCAGGAGCUUGUCGAUGGCUUCUUGGCACACAAAUACUUCAAAUUGGAACCUCCAAAAACUACAGGCCGUGAAGUCUUUCGAGACACUCUUGCAUUCGAGUUUAUCAAGAGGGCAGAAGAAAGAGGACUGAGCCCCGAUGACGUUGUGGCAAGCAUCACCAGAGUGACUGCACAAGCAAUCGUUGAACACUACAAGAAGUACGCACCUUCUCAGGACAUCGACGAGAUCUUCAUGUGUGGUGGAGGGGCCUACAACCCAAACAUCUCAGCCUUCAUUCAAAAGAGCUACCCAAAGACGAAAAUAAUGAUGCUUGAUGAGGCGGGAAUUCCUGGGGGGGCAAAGGAGGCCAUCACUUUCGCGUGGCAAGGUAUGGAGGCUAUUGUUGGCCGAUCAAUUCCUGUCCCCACAAGAGUUGAGACGCGAGCUGAAUUUGUACUCGGUAAAGUCUCUCCGGGGAAGAACUAUAGGGAGGUUAUGAGAAAAGGGAUGAUGUUUGGAGGUAGUGCGGAUCAUCUUGCUCCCGUGAAGGAGCUUUUGAACUAUGUUGAUGGAAAGGUUUUUGAUAACAAAUGGUAGUCGCAGCAAAAUGUUUGAUGGAAAGUGAAGGCGUUGCUAAUCUUUUUGCUCUUAUGUUUGUGUGGAGACCCGCGUUUAGGUUAUACUCACUCCAUAUUUGUUAUUUGCUCUGAUUGCG
Molecule: messenger RNA, 1379 nt
Organism: Hyaloscypha bicolor E
Lineage: Eukaryota; Fungi; Ascomycota; Leotiomycetes; Helotiales; Hyaloscyphaceae
Product: UPF0075-domain-containing protein
Exons: 2
Coding region: 20-1261 (413 amino acids)
Biological process (GO): peptidoglycan turnover; amino sugar metabolic process
Molecular function (GO): phosphotransferase activity, alcohol group as acceptor; ATP binding
Source: RefSeq, a predicted model, not a curated record